AUCAGCCUUAUCGACUCUGCGAUAACUUCACGAAGCUUAGAUCAUCUUCGACCGCAACCACACGAUGAAUCCCCAGUGCCUACGAGCUCUGCCAAGAGUGCCCCCCAGCGUAUCCGCUGCGUUGCACCAUCCACCCCGCCCCGAGCUCACUCGACUCUACGCCACACAGACCGGUCCACGGCCAAAGCGGAGAAACAUCACAGUCCUCUCAGACGAUGGGCGAUACGAGUGGGGUGAACUAAGUGGGCGGGAGAAAGUUUCGCGGGCGACACAGCAAUCAUUCAACUUCGUGGUUGUCUUGGCCGGCGCUGCCCUCACGGGCGGUGUUUUCUAUCUUCUCUACACAGACGUUAUUUCGCCGAAUAGCCGGACGUGGCAGUACGAGAAAGCCGUUGAGCGUGUCAAGGAAGAUCCGCGGUGCAUAAAGCUUCUGGGUGAUAGGAGGGAGAUCAGGGCGUUUGGAGAGACCACGAAUAGUCGUUGGGCGCGGAAUCGGCCUAUCGCAUCCACUAUUGAGAAAGACCGACUAGGUCGUGAGCACCUUCGGAUGAAUUUCCACGUCGAGGGUCCACUCAACUCCGGCGUCGUAUUCGUGCACAUGAUCAAGCCCUUGGAUAAGAACGAGUGGGAGUAUCAGCUCCUUGCUUUGGAUGUGAAGGGUCAUUCCCGAAUCAUCCUGGAGAAGGCUACUGAGAAACCUAGUGUCGCCAGCUCAUUGAAGCUCUUCGGCAUUCAGUGGCGCUAAAUUGCGUCCUAAUAGGCUCCUUCAAUCUUUUCUCAACAUUCUAUUCGCAUCUGGCCUACUUGCAGUGCCUGAAGAGGCGCUUCAAAAGUUCGACUCGUUGUUGAGUCAGCUCCUGGGGACACGUCUUGAGGAGAAUUAUUGUUGAAUUCCUCUAUGGCUCGAUUCAUCUUUAUUCGGCUCGCGCACAUCUUUUGUACUUUUAGGGCAGGCCGUUAGCCACCCAUUCAUAAGCUUUAACAUAUUCGAUGUAUUAUACAUUCCGCUACGAUUGGCCCGAAGUCGUUGUAAAAUUGUGGCGCAAUCAAACAAAUACCCAUUCAUCUUUCCCUAUAUUGUAAGGUACCAUUGCGUGCAGCUAAACUUCAAAC
Penicillium brasilianum is the source of this 1113-nucleotide messenger RNA. Lineage: Eukaryota; Fungi; Ascomycota; Eurotiomycetes; Eurotiales; Aspergillaceae. The record is from the annotation of a GenBank genome assembly.